This is a messenger RNA of Vicia faba (fava bean), 1650 nucleotides long. NCBI's taxonomy places the organism in Eukaryota, Viridiplantae, Streptophyta, Magnoliopsida, Fabales, Fabaceae. The record is from the annotation of a GenBank genome assembly.
AUGGGCCCUGAAGUUGUCCAAAUUCCUCCUUCAAUGUUCCAACGCCUUCCCAGGUUCAAAAAACAGAAACAGUCCAUUAUCCAUGAUGUGAUUGACAUUGUCGACGACAAUGAGAAUGAAGAUGAUUAUUUGAUGAUACUUGAUGAAAUAACUCGUAAGCAUAACAAGGGGAAGGCAUCCGAAGCCCUUCAUGAGGGUUAUGGUGAUAAGUCUCGUCGGUUUAUGAAAUCUGUCUGCAGCAAAGUGAAGUCUGUAUUUUUUGGUUCAAAGAAGCAUGGUUUGGCUGACAAUCCAGAUGCGAUGAAGCUGCCAUAUUCAGGGAAAUUUGAAAGUGCUAAGCUGGGAGCUGGAAGUAGCAGUUCGUUCCAUUCAGAUCUUGUUGGAGAGAAUGGAUCAUUGCAUCCUUCUGGAGUAGAAUCAGGAAAACUUUGGUCGAAGAGUUAUUAUAGUUUCGUUGCCACUCAUAAGAAUGUGCAUGGUUCCACUAGUGCUCUCAAAUCUGCAAGUGAUGUACAUAAUGGAGCAACUGUUGUUCUCCCACAAUUGACAAUAAUUGAUGAAACUGAAAAUGAAUCUCUGAGGAAACUUCGAAGUUUUAAGCUGUUUGACUCUAAUCCAAAGAGUUGGGCUAAAAAAAUCCAGGAAGAGUGGAAGAUUUUGGAGAAGCAUUUGCCGGAUACAAUAUUUGUAAGAGUCUAUGAAUCAAGGAUGAAUCUCAUGAGGGUUGUGAUUAUUGGAGCAGAGAGGACUCCUUACCAUGACGGUCUUUUCUUUUUUGAUAUUUUCUUUCCCAGUGGCUAUCCAAAUGUACCCCCAAAAGUCCAUUACCACUCUGGAGGUCUUCGGAUCAACCCGAAUUUGUAUAACUGUAGCAAAGUAUGUCUCAGUAUACUUAACACCUGGCCUGGCAGUGGCAGCAGGAAAGAGAAAUGGACUAAAGGUGUUUCAACAAUUCUACAAGUUCUAGUCUCUAUACAAGGGCUAAUCUUGAACAUACGGCCUUACUUCAAUGAACCUGGAUAUGAAUGUUUGAAAGACAUGAUAAAUGGUGAAAAGCAGACCUGGCAGUAUAACGAAAAAAGAUUCAUUCUAUCAUUGAGGACAAUGAUGUAUACGAUAAGAAAGCCUCCAAAGAAUUUCGAAGACUUAGUUGUAGGGCAUUUCUACAGCCGAGCACAUGAUAUUCUGGCAUCAUGUAAAGCAUACAUGAAUGGUGUUCAAGUUGGUUGUUUGGUCAAAGGUGGGGUUCAAGAUGUUAAUGGAAGUGAAGGAAAACAAUCCUCAGCUCAUUUUAUAUCUGGUUUAGCUGGAUGCGUGCCUUCUCUUGUCCAAGAGUUCAAAAAAGUUGGAGUUAACGAGUGUAAGAAACUUACGUCUCCUGUGAGCGAGAAACCCUCCACCUUCUCUCUAAAAGGGGAUGUGGGGAAAUUAGAGGCAUGCACAGCAGUCAACCUCACCACGAGGACGACUGGGAGGAGCAGAGGCGUAGAAAAUUCAAACAAUAGGUACCAAGGUGGGACAUUUUCCAGAAAGGAGGCAAAAGCUGAGGUUUUAAGAACGAUGAAGUCACCUCUUUCUACUUUUCAGAAUUCCCUGAAGGCACCAAGGCUAGGGAGCUGUUCGAUUUGCUGGGUUAUAUCGGGAAGGUAG